Messenger RNA from Mobula hypostoma (lesser devil ray), 2212 nucleotides. RefSeq lists its product as uncharacterized. Bases 292 to 537 code for a protein of 81 amino acids. The record is from RefSeq and is a predicted model, not a curated record. Lineage: Eukaryota; Metazoa; Chordata; Chondrichthyes; Myliobatiformes; Myliobatidae. The transcript has 3 exons.
CCACAUUUUCUGGCACUGAGUUAUAUCACGAGCUGUUCAUUAUUCUAAAGUGCUAAAUCUGCAAUUCCAUUUAAAACUGCAUUCGUCUGCAAAGAAAGAUCAAAUGAAAAUACAUGGCUAAGCUGUCUUUGCUGAACACUCUACUAAUCUCUUCUAUUUCCAAAACAUUCUGCUUCGUUAAUCGUGGUUUGUCAAGCCUCUGCCUUAGGGCAAAGACAGCAAAACUAUUAAACCCAAUGUGAAGUUGCCGCUAGCUCACUCGCUGCAUUGAGCAAGACAGAGCAGGAUAACAUGGCAGCAAUAAAAACGUCGAUUGAAGAGCUGAAGAGCAGAACACAAACGGCUGCAAAAGGAAUGUCAGAUACAGUAGUGGAGGCAGCUCAAGAAGCAGUUCAACAGGUGGCUGAAUCAUCCAAGGACACCACAAAAGCAGCCACUGAAGAAGCAUCAAAGCAAACACAAACUGCUAUCAACUCUGUUGCUUCCAAAGCACAGGACAGCAUCAAAGUUCUUGGCCAGAGGCUUGUUCAGAAAUAAACUUUUGGCUUUCUUUUUUGCAAAAUUGAGAGGUUUCACAUAUAUUACCAUUCAAUUCUGCAUAUUAGAUAUAUUGCAUUAGAUAUAAUACUCAGAACUCUAAAACAAAUCUAUAGAAUCCUUAAUGGAGGAAUCUUACUAAACACCCUUUGACAGUUAAAAUGUGAAGAUAGCUUGGCCUUCAGUUUAUUUCAGUACCAUUACAUUGUAAAAGAGCAAAAUAAAGAUAGUAUUUCACAUAAAAACAUAAGAGAAAUCAAAUCAAAGCCGAACAUUUGUCAAAGGCAGGUAACGAAUACAUGAUAAAACAACAAUGUACCUUCACAAAUUAGUAGUAAAAUUUCUUAAUUACGCAAAACCUUCCCUUGACCCAGCACACUAAACAAGGUUUUAUGUACAGUUCGGUAAUGUCAGAGGAAAAAGCCACAAAAGCAUUUAAGUAAAUGUUGAAAAGUCCUUCAUGCUAAGCUAUUGAAGGUCACAAGUGGUAUUCAAUUAUGUUCAAAUAUACUGAAAUAGAAUAUUUUAAUACCUUCAGCCCUUAUAGUGGAAGACUGAAAUGUCAUCAUUUCAGUAUGUGACACUUUUACUAUGAUGUGGCAAAAUGCAAUUUGGUAAGGAAUAUAAAGUGGAAGGUACUUCUUCCUCAGAGGUGAAAGAAUAUGCAAACUUAAUGCCUUUCUACUCUUUCCACAUUAUUGAACAGUAGUAUGAAAUCUCAUUUUGAAUAAUGUCGUCUGCUGAUAAAACUAAGGGCUAAGUGUGCUAGAAAAUGCAAGAUUUCCAACAAAGCAUUCACAUGCAGUGAUAUCACCAGCAAGAUAUAGAACAGAGGAAUAGGAAAAGCACAUUAACAACUCACAUCCUAUUCAUUAAAAAGACGUUUGCAUAUCCUUCAUUUUCUAUCUACUGUAUCCUUGGAUACCAUAGUGAGCAGUUUCUUCCUUCUCAAUAGUUAUCAAAAGUGUUAUGUUAAAUAUAUCAUAAAUGAUUCAAAUUUUGUCUAUUUCCUAUAAAACAAUUAGAUAUGGAGAUUAAAUAAUAUUUUUGAAAAAUUUAUCUAAAUUUUAGUAUUAGAGAUUUUCAAUUAAAAAUUGUGUGUGGGUGUUCCUGAACAAUAUUUUCAUUUUGAGAAUCCUAAUGAAUGCCUGUUAGAAAUAUUAUAUACUUAACGCUGUACUUAAGAUUACGCAAAUAGAUGUACAAUUACAAGAACCUUUUUCUACAUAUUUUGUUAAUAAAUAUUUAUGAAUAAUAUUGAGGGCCAAAUAUACUAUUUGUCAAAAUGAUGAAGAGGGAUGCAGGUCAAGAGGGCAGAGAUGCUGAACAUGGGGUUACUAUUCAGGUUUCUAUUUAUAAGGUGCCAGAAAUCAGUCUUCAAAUCAUUCUUUUCAGACCCAUCCAUCUGCUUUAAGUACUAAAUAACAAAAGUAAGAAAAAUAGGAAAAGCUGAACCAGAAUGCACAGUUUAUAAAAAAUGCUAUAUUUAAUAGUAAUGAUUUUGAGUACUGCGUAAUACAGUUUAGAUUUGGCAUCAAAAUCAUUUGGCUUUUGUUUGUAUUCUAUGAUUGAAUUUUUAUUAAAGGAUGAAUUUAUUGUUAAGCUUUCUACUGAACCAUGUAUACUGUAAAUCCUGAAGUUAAAACCUAACUAACUUUCCUGGAUUUAAGGCUCA